AUGUCCAUUGCAUAGCGACAGCUCUUCAUUCACGGAAGGGUCAGCUGCGUCGUUCGUCAUCAUGCCAGCCAUCCUCCUCACCAAGCACUUUCCAGACACCAAACUUGUCGCCCACUGCUUAACAUCCUUCUUUGGCAUUGGGCCUGCCAUUGCCCAACGGAUCAUGGCGAAACAUCACAUUUACCAGCGUGCUAAGAUAGGCGAGCUUCCCAACCAAAAGCUGCUCGACAUUACCGCCGACUUGACGACCAUGAACAUCGAGAACGACAAACGCCGAGAGAUACUCGAUAACAUCAAACGGCUGAGGGACAUAAGGAGUUAUCGCGGAAUACGGCAUGCCAUGGGCUUGCCCGUGCGAGGCCAGAAUACAAGGAGUGGACAGAUCAAGACAUCGAGAAGGCUGAACCGGAUAGAAAGGAAGCUGUGAGACGAGAUCGCCGGAAAGGAACACGUUUCUUAGCGUUCGGCUGUACACUACAAAAAGCAUGCAUUGGACUGGCGUUUAACAUACGCAACAAGAAGCAACUGUACAUUGUGAUAAAAUAUAUAUAUAUAAAGCGCCACCGCCAUUGAAUACGAGGCAGACUUCCAGACGGCCAGUCAAGCGGUUUGUGCUGCUACAUCGGAACUGUGCGGAAGCUAUUGUGCCAGCUAUGUAGCAGAAGGAGCACGAAGUAGAGGUGCUAGAAAAUAUAGGAAGCGAUCUUCCUGGUCGGAUUUUCCAUAACCUAUCUGCCGCCACGACUGGUCUUCGUCUCUCCACGGGCAGCACUUUGUCGCAGGAGCCCCAGAUCUUUGGGCUUGAGAUGUUUGUCUUACGCUCUCACAACGCCUCCUUCCUUUCGAACAGUUUGAAUCACCAAGUUAUGCUAUUACGGGGAAUAUGAUGCCGG
Messenger RNA from Verruconis gallopava, 893 nucleotides. RefSeq names its product 30S ribosomal protein S13. Gene Ontology annotation, biological process: translation. NCBI's taxonomy places the organism in Eukaryota, Fungi, Ascomycota, Dothideomycetes, Venturiales, Sympoventuriaceae. The transcript is spliced from 3 exons. Gene Ontology annotation, cellular component: mitochondrion; ribosome; small ribosomal subunit. Gene Ontology annotation, molecular function: structural constituent of ribosome; RNA binding. The record is from RefSeq and is a predicted model, not a curated record. The coding region runs from base 62 to 427 and encodes 121 amino acids.